Drosophila yakuba is the source of this 1435-nucleotide messenger RNA. RefSeq names its product regulation of nuclear pre-mRNA domain-containing protein 1A. The record is from RefSeq and is a predicted model, not a curated record. The transcript has 4 exons. Bases 119 to 1267 code for a protein of 382 amino acids. Lineage: Eukaryota; Metazoa; Arthropoda; Insecta; Diptera; Drosophilidae. Gene Ontology annotation, biological process: mRNA 3'-end processing. Gene Ontology annotation, cellular component: RNA polymerase II, holoenzyme. Gene Ontology annotation, molecular function: RNA polymerase II complex binding.
UUGGUCGAAACGGCAAACGCAUUCCAAGCUGUUUAUUUUUCGGAAACUUGAAAAUAUUGCAAUCGUUCGAGCGAUUUGAUAAUAAGUCCGGAAAAGCGGCGGAAAACCAGAAGCAGCCAUGUCGGCCUUCACGGAGACGGCUCUCCUCAAGAAGCUGGCCGAGCUGAACAGCAGUCAGCAGAGCAUCCAGACGCUAUCCCUGUGGCUAAUUCACCACCGCAAACACAGCGCAGCGAUUGUAAAAACCUGGCAGCGGGAGCUGGAGAACGUGCCGGAGCCCAAGAAGCUGACCUUCAUGUAUCUGGCCAACGACGUGAUCCAGAACAGCAAGAAAAAGGGGCCGGAAUACGGCAAGGAGUUCAGCCAUGUGCUGGGCAAGGUGUUCGUCCACAUUGGCGAGAAGUGCAGCUCGGACAAGUUGCUGGGCAGCCUCGGAAGGAUCCUGAACAUCUGGCUGGAGCGCGGCGUCUACGAUCCCAAGGCCAUUGCCGACUGGAGGUCCCGAUUACACAAGGAGGCCGCUGGCAGCAGCACCAGCACAAGCAGUAAUGGCAAGACCAAUGGGAAUAGUGAGAAGCCGGAAAAGGAAAAGCAUAAAGAUUCCGGUGGCCACAGCAAGCCCGAGAAAUCCGAGCGCCGCGAGAAGCGUAAGCACGAGGACCGCCACUCCAAGUCCAAGCGCUCGCGCCAUCACGCCCAAGGCAGCAGUAGCAGUAGCUCGAAUACAGCUCCGCCGGCAGAGGAAGUCGUUUCUGUGGAACCGGAAAACGGUCACACGCCACCAUAUUUGCCUUUGGGGGAACCCCCGGAGCCCGAGGAGCUCAUCAAGGCCCUGACCAGCAUCGAAAACUCCGCAUCCAGCGAUGCCGUGGUGCGCGAGCGUAUCGCCAAGCUGCCCCAGGAAAUAUCCGAGAUUAGCUGCAUCAGCAAGCUGGAAGAUAAGGACAAGGCCAAGGCUCUGGCCGUACAGGUGAACGAAGCUGUGGAUCUGCUGAACGACUACAACGCACGAUUGGCGGCGGAAAUGGAGGAGCGCGCCAAGCUGGCCACCAUGCUGCGAGAUUUUCAAGCGGAGCAGAAGGAACUUCUCUCCCAGGCUGAGCAACGCCUCGAUGAACACAAAAAGAAGCUGGCCAAGAUGUUGGGCCUGCAGAAGGAGAUCCACGACCACCUCUCCAACCUGCCCGACCUGACCCAAUUGCCGGACGUGACUGGCGGACUGGCGCCCCUGCCCUCCGCUGGCGAUCUCUUCAACGCCCUGCAUUGAAUGAUCCAGAACCUGAAACCUAAGGAGCCACUUUAAGUCAAGACUAGAGUUUAUAUAUAUAUUUGCAGUUGUCCCCCUACUCGCACCGCGUCCACAAAUCCCCUGACUGUAAUCCAAACACACACCCGGAUGACGAUUUCAAUAUAGCAUCUAAUUGCAAGCAACUUA